CCUCCUCCAGGUUAGGCCGAGCUCUUGCUGAGCUUUUUGGUCGUCUUGUUAAACUCUGUGUGGGAUCACCUGUACGCCAGAGGAGGACCCAUCAUUCAGCCAGCACUACUACUGCACCAACACCUGCCGCUCGGUCAACAGCCUCAGCUCUCACCAAGCUACUCACUAAGGGCUUAUCCUGGCAGCCCCCACCAUAUACACCUACACCAAGAUUCAGGCUGACAUUUUUCAUCUGUUCAGUUGGCUUCACUUCCCCAAUGCUGUUUGAUGAGAGAAAAUAUCCUUAUCACCUUAUGCUACAGAAGUUCCUCUGCUCUGGUGGCCACAGUGCUCUUUUUGAGACUUUCAAUUGGGCUCUUUCAAUGGGAGGCAAAAUUCCCAUAUCUGAGGGACUUGAACAUCCAGACCUGCCUGAUGGCACAGGAGAGUUUCUGGAUGCUUGGCUUAUGUUGGUAGAAAAAAUGGUGAACCCAACAACUAUACUUGAGUCACCACACUCCCUCCCUUCUAAGCUGCCUGGGGGUCAAAACUAUCCACAGUUUAGUGCCCUCCGCUUCCUUGUAGUGACUCAGAAGGCGGCUUUCAACUGCAUAAAGAACCUGUGGAACCGGAAGCCUGUAAAGAUUUAUGGUGGGCGGAUGGCUGAAUCCAUGCUGGCCAUCCUGUGCCACAUACUUCGGGGAGAGCCUGUUAUCCGAGAGAAACUAAACAAGGAAAAAGACGGAGCAAAAGCUGAGGAGGAAUCUGGGCAGGAAGAAGGUAGCUCCCGCCGAGGACCUCAAGUGAAUCAACAACAACUACAACAGCUAAUGGACAUGGGCUUCACAAGAGAACAUGCUAUGGAGGCCUUAUUAAAUACUAGUACUAUGGAACAAGCCACUGAAUACCUGUUAACACACCCUCCCCCAAUCAUGGGUGGUGGUGUUAGA
Vombatus ursinus (common wombat) is the source of this 929-nucleotide messenger RNA. RefSeq names its product E3 ubiquitin-protein ligase HUWE1-like. The transcript has 5 exons. Gene Ontology annotation, molecular function: protein binding. Lineage: Eukaryota; Metazoa; Chordata; Mammalia; Diprotodontia; Vombatidae. The record is from RefSeq and is a predicted model, not a curated record. The annotation marks the transcript as partial.